Messenger RNA from Linum tenue, 207 nucleotides. The record is from the annotation of a GenBank genome assembly. Lineage: Eukaryota; Viridiplantae; Streptophyta; Magnoliopsida; Malpighiales; Linaceae.
AUGUACGAUCCGGUGCUAGAGAUGACGAUGAUCUUGAGAAGAAGAAAGACAUUCUUCAUGAGGAAGAUACAAGUACCAGUGACGAGAAGAAAAAAAAUCAUGGAUAUUGUUAAUAACUUGGACGAGGUAAAUUGUACUCUUGUGAUUGAAAGAGAUUUUUGGAGAAGAAAGUUUUGGGGGAAAUAUGCGCAUGUAAGUUAUAUUCCA